This is a messenger RNA of Toxotes jaculatrix (banded archerfish), 2708 nucleotides long. It is a transcript of the gene arf2a, whose product is annotated as ADP-ribosylation factor 2a. The transcript has 5 exons. The record is from RefSeq and is a predicted model, not a curated record. Gene Ontology annotation, cellular component: cytoplasm; plasma membrane. The coding region runs from base 119 to 661 and encodes 180 amino acids. Gene Ontology annotation, molecular function: GTPase activity; GTP binding. Lineage: Eukaryota; Metazoa; Chordata; Actinopteri; Toxotidae. Gene Ontology annotation, biological process: intracellular protein transport; vesicle-mediated transport.
CGACGACGAGGCGGAUGAUGACGGAGACGAAGAAGACGACGACGCCGGAAAACGCCAUUUUGUUGUCGAACGGGAGCAGCGGUGAAGGAUCCAGAAGCGUUAGUAAAGGUGAGCCAAGAUGGGGAAUUUUGCUAGUCUGUUUAAAGGAUUGUUUGGCAAGAGGGAGAUGAGGAUCCUGAUGGUCGGACUGGAUGCUGCUGGAAAGACCACCAUCCUGUACAAGCUCAAACUAGGAGAAAUUGUCACCACAAUCCCUACCAUCGGUUUUAAUGUUGAGACAGUAGAAUUCAAGAACAUCAGUUUUACAGUGUGGGAUGUCGGCGGUCAGGACAAGAUCAGGCCACUCUGGAGGCAUUACUUCCAAAAUACACAAGGCCUUAUCUUUGUUGUGGACAGCAAUGACAGGGAGAGAGUCGGCGAGGCGAAGGAGGAGCUGAUGCGAAUGCUGGCUGAGGACGAGCUGAGGGAUGCCGUGCUGCUUGUGUUUGCCAACAAACAGGACCUGCCCAAUGCCAUGAAUGCAGCUGAGAUCACAGACAAGCUGACCCUGCACUCCCUGCGCCACCGUAACUGGUAUAUCCAGGCCACGUGCGCCACUAGCGGAGAUGGUCUGUAUGAGGGUCUGGACUGGCUUUCGAGCCAGCUGAAAAACGCGAAAUGAUCCGUCACUCCCCCUCCUGUCUGUCAUCUCUGUCUGCAGUGUAAUGGGAGACUGCACUGGUCCUGGUCUCACUCAUUCCUCUCUUUUCCUGUCUUUCCUCUGAAGAGUUGGACUUUUGGCCAGUGCUCCCCUGCAUCUGUGUACUGUAUGGGUGGGUUUGGAUGAGUGUUUUUGGAUGGAUGGAUGAAUGAAUGAAUGAAUGAAUGAACGUGUGUUUGUAUGUGUGAGCCGAGUGGGAGCAGCCCUGCUGUGCCUUGAACACAGUUAACUCUCAAACACCUCCUCCCUCCAGUGUCAGCACAUCCAAAGGUACUGGUUCCCACAAAGCAAAGGACGACAUGGGAUGUUGAGUCCUGUGUGUUAUCUCUCAAAAAUGUAAAAAAAAAAAAAAAAAAAUCUGUUAGUGCAUUAAAGGCUUUCUGAUAACGGUUCAUUCACCACAGUACCACAGUACACCACAGUGUAACCUGUCGUGUUUGAUAAAAAGAAAUUUUUACUUUGAAAAUUUUGCAGAUUUAAGUUUCAACUCUAAUUUUUCAGAUUUUUUGUUUUGAAUUCUUAAGGAUCUGCAGGUCCUGCUAACAGUCAUUCAGCUUCUGUCCCAGACGUUUCCACAUUCGUGGAAGCAUUUUGUCCGUUUUUAAAUCCCUGACCAUAUUUCUUUUCAUUAGGCCUCGUGUUUUACACACAGAGGUCUAAAAAGAUCCGUCAUGGCUGCAUUUAGAAAAAGCAAUAAAUGUUUUCAGAGCAUGUUUACAUUGGUGGAGGUGUGUUGAGUGUAGCUACAUCGUCAUUAGUGGAUGUGUGCAUCCUCUGGGUGCUGUGUGGGUUUCAGCUACAUCCAGCCCAUUGAAACGAUGAGGCCUUUUUUUCUUUUUUUUUUUUUCUUUUUUUAAAGAGUUGCUCCCACUCUGGCUUUUUAUUUACUAGUAGUCUUAUUUCCUCUUGAAUGUAGUUCUUUUGGUUAGGGUCUGUUUUAUGUUAUUGUUGUCUUUUGUUUUUUGUUUUUUUAAUGUUACUGUUGACGCACGCAUGACCUGGUUUACUUUAGCAUGAGCUGACGUGCCAGGUGUGCAGUCUUUUGAGUAAAAUACUCUGGGGACCAAUUGGUUUGAUUCAGGAAUUGGCUCAUUGUGUUUAGUUUUGGGGUUGUCUGCAGAGCGGGAGGUCACCUCCGUACCAUUGUGUUUUUUGUUCCAGAGGGCACACAUGCUCUUAACCCAAUUGUCAGCGCUGUGAUAGACGGUACAGUUGAAUUGGAAGCGUUUAGUCCGGCCUGCUGAAUGAGUCAGCACUAUAAAUGCCUCCUCAAUGCUUCAGGCUUCAUGGUGUUUUCCCUGCGUGUAUCCAGGGCGCUUCCCCUGGUCUUAUUUACAUCACGUCCCUCUAAUGCCGUUUGCACAACCUCACCAGCUUUGCACAACAUAGUCCUGUGAAGACAGUUGACAGAAGACAGUUUAUCCAUCAGCCAUCGCAAUGAGCCUGUUGACAAUAACCUGCCCAUUGCUCUACACCAGCAGACAGUAAACGUGAGAAUGUUACACCUGUUCAACAAGUAACAGAACAGAUACCCAUAUAUCCACUGAUCCCAGAUGCAAUUAAUAAGCAAACAAUCUUGAACAGCGCACACCCCUUACUGAGUGAAGAUGACUUUAAGGUCAUAUCAUCACACUGACCUCUAAAGGGAAAUUCAUUUUCCCCUUUUUGUCUUUCUACAACUGGAUAUUUAGACGUCUCCUCGGAAAUUUUGAGUAACCGAACUAAUCCUUUGGGCUUUCUUUCAUCCAUAGAGUUCAUACGUUACGUAAUGAACUCUAUGGAUACAGCAAGAAAUACAAAUGUAUAUAAUAUUCUGUAUGAAAAUGUAUUUUAACUUGACAUCAUCCACCGACCCUUGUUCAGAUGUGAAGCUUUAAUUUUCAAGACCGUUUCUGUACAAAUGUCAAGGUAUGUGCAUAUGUAUUUCUUAAGUACCUUUUAUGCUUUUUUUUUAAACUCAUCUUGUAACAUCUGAUAAAUGCACUAUAAUAAAGAGAUCUCUAUUGUA